GCGACAUGCGGGGGACACUCCGAGCUCUGUUUCUGACGGCAUCAGCGACGCGGGCGUUCGCAUCAUGUGCCCACGGCACAUUUUUACACCCUCGCGAGGAGGGCGGGGCUGUUGAAGUCGGAAAGUUUGGGUACAUCGGCAGCAUUGGACCUCUCCACUGGGCCGCGCUGGACUCGCCAGCCAACAACUUGUGCGCCACGGGCACCCGCCAAUCGCCCAUCAACAUGGUGGACGGCGUGUUCACGGUGCUUCAAGGCUCGGACGUGCAGUUGACGGUAAACGACAUGCCGAACGGGGCCGACUUCGAGAACCUCGGCACCACGGUGGAGGUGGUCGCGCAGGGCGGCACGCUGAAGGUUGCCGACAAGCAGUUUGAGCUGCAGCAGUUCCAUUUCCACUUGCCGAGCGAGCACCUGGACAACGGAACUAGCCAAGCAAUGGAAAUGCACAUGGUGUUCCAGUCGGCGCAGAAAGAGAUCGCUGUCAUCGGCGUGUACAUCAACAUCGCCGACCAACCCAGCAGCAACACCACCACCACCACUUCGCUAUCCAAAGCCGCCCCAAAACGCUCCCUCCCCGGCCUCACCCGACGCGAAUCACCACUCGCCGCAACGCCCCUACUCGAAACACUCUUCACCUCCCUCCCGGCGAUAACCAACCCCGGCACGCGCACCAAAACCGCGCCUCUCGCCAUGGGCCCGCUGGUGGACCUGCUGCUGAAGGGGAACACGUUCCAGACCUACUCGGGCUCGCUGACGACGCCGCCGUGCAGCGAGGGCGUGCGCUGGCUCGUGUCGGGCGCGCGGCUGGCCGUGACGCCGGCCACGUUCGCGCGCGCGCGCGACGUGCUCGGCUUCAACGCCCGCUUUGUGCAGAACGCGCCCGGCGAGCCCAACGCGCUCAUGCAGGCGGCUGUUGGGACUGCGGUUGCGGCUGUGGAGGCGGGGGCUGGGUUGGCUGGGGGGAGGGUGUAA
This is a messenger RNA of Thermothielavioides terrestris NRRL 8126, 974 nucleotides long. RefSeq lists its product as uncharacterized. Lineage: Eukaryota; Fungi; Ascomycota; Sordariomycetes; Sordariales; Chaetomiaceae. Bases 6 to 974 code for a protein of 322 amino acids. Gene Ontology annotation, molecular function: zinc ion binding; carbonate dehydratase activity. The record is from RefSeq and is a predicted model, not a curated record. The transcript has 3 exons.